This is a messenger RNA of Phoenix dactylifera (date palm), 1259 nucleotides long. RefSeq names its product heat stress transcription factor C-2b-like. The record is from RefSeq and is a predicted model, not a curated record. Gene Ontology annotation, cellular component: nucleus. Gene Ontology annotation, molecular function: DNA-binding transcription factor activity; RNA polymerase II cis-regulatory region sequence-specific DNA binding. Gene Ontology annotation, biological process: cellular response to heat; regulation of transcription by RNA polymerase II. Lineage: Eukaryota; Viridiplantae; Streptophyta; Magnoliopsida; Arecales; Arecaceae.
AGCGAAAAAAAAAAUGUUACGUUUUGAUUUAUUUUACCAACGGUCCAGAGAGGCCACACGCGUCCACGCAUCCUUGGCACCUGUCCUCUUGCUUUUUUGUUUUUGUACCCCGCUACCCGACUGCUAGAAAAGGAAACCACCUCGUCGAACCUUACCAUCGUUGGCGUUGCGACCGUGAGUUCGCAUUGCCGCCAUUUUCCUUAUUUGGACAUGGAAGACGGCAGCGGUAACGGAAGCGGCCUUGUGGCCGCCCCCUUCGUGUUGAAGACGUAUGGGAUGGUGAACGAUCCGGCGACGGACCCCGCGAUCUCGUGGGGGAAGGAGAACAACAGCUUCGUGGUGGUCGACCCUCUCGUCUUCUGCCAGACCCUUCUCCCCGCUCACUUCAAGCACAGCAACUUCUCCAGCUUCGUCCGCCAGCUCAACACCUACGGGUUUCGGAAGGUGGAUCCGGAUCGGUGGGAGUUCGCCCACGCGUCGUUCCUAAGGGGGCAGACGAAUCUCCUCCGGCGGAUCGUCCGACGAAACUGUGGCAACUCGAAGGGGGGCGGCGGAGGAGGAGGAGGAGGAGGAGGAAGGGUAAGGAAGGAGGAGGCGGAGGAGGAGGAGGAGAGGGUGGCGAUGGAGGUGGUGAGGCUGAAGGAGGAGCAGAAGAAGAUCGAGGAGAAGGUGCAGCGGAUGUGGCGGCGGGUGCAGGAGACGGAGCGGCGCCCGCGGCAGAUGCUGGCGUUCUUGGUGAAGGUGGCGGGGGACCCGGACGUGCUCCACCGUUUGAUGGGGGCGAGCGAGGGAGGGGAAAAGAGGGCCAGGCUUCGGAUGGAGGCGAACGGGCCGGCGGAGGUGGAGGUGGGGAUGGACGGGGGGUUUCAGCCGUUUCCGGUGGACCUCGACGGGGAGGGGGUAGGGUUGUUCGGUGUGGAUCCGUUCUUCAACACUGUUGAUUCGGCGGGGGUUUAUGGUGGUCCGGGUUCUGAUCUCGGAGGGGCGGGCGGUGGAGAAGGGGUUUAUCCAGCUUGCUCGUUUGCGGUAGGAAGUGGAUUUUAAUUUUAGUAUUUUUACCUCCUCUUUUUAACCUUUUUUUUCAUUUUUUUUUUCUUUUUUUCCUCUCCUGCUUGGCUGCUUCCUCCUCCUCCGCCCUUUAAGAAUAAGAAUGUGCACUUUUCCUUAUUCUUUUUUUUUUGUUCCUGCUAGUAAAUGUGUAAAUAUGUGUAGUUUUUCUUGUCAACUAAAUAAAAAGUUCCGUAAAUAUGCUUUCUGGA